GAUCGAUUUCCAGCAUCAUUAAAUCAAUUCUUUAUAAUAUUUCAAAAAUUAAAAGAACGAUCUUUAGAUGUAAUAAACUUAGAUCGAAUUGAAUUUGAUGAUCCAAGCUUUUUAUUAUAUCUCUUUAAGGGAGAAUAUGCGAUAAUAAAUCCAUUGGAAACAAAGGUAAAAUAUGUUGGAUCAGAUUUGGCAAUAAAUUCAGUUAUUUUGAUUAUCAAAGAACCAUUAUCUGGGAUUUUUGGAUUUAUUCAUUUAGGACAGGAAUUUGAUAUAGAAGAAUGCAUAUCCGAAGUUGUUAUUAAGAUUAUAACAAUGGCCCAGAAACUUAGACUGGCCAUGAUGGAGCCUAUUUUGGAAAUUUCAAUAUUUGGAGAUGUAAAUAAUGCUGAUGAUGAGAGAAAAACAUUUUCUGCAGUUGAGAAUAGCUUAGAUGAUGAUCAAGUCACUGUUGAUAUCAAAAAAAACUAUGAAUUGAAUAAUGAAACCUCAUCUCUAUUGCUGAUCAAUGAAUCUGAAGCUCUAACCAUGCGAUUGCUACAAGAAUUUUACACAUCCAAAAUUAUUUUUGAGCUUUCUGUUUUGUGUGGUGGCAAGAUUAACACAGAAAUACUCCAACUACCUCAUGUAGAAGAUAGGAAGCCGAAAAAGGUAAAUGAAAGCUACAAAGUAUUUUCUUCUGAUAAUAAUAUAGGCAAUGAUAAUCUUUAUCAACAUAUUAACCAAAAAAUCAAUAAUAGUUGCGAUAAAAAAUAUAGUAGGACCAAUUCUUUAUCAGCUAUGAUAUCAAAAUUCUAUAAUAACAAAAUAAGUUUCAAGAGGGCCUCACUAGCGGAAAAUUCUAUGGUUAAAAAUAUCAAAAGUCGGUUCAGUAAAUUAAGCCUGGGAUAUGAUAAAGGUAAUUUUGCCGGAGCCAAUAGACGUAGAUCUUCCAGCAUAAUUAAGUUAGUCGGCCAAUUUUUGUCAUCCAAAUUUGGGCACUCCAACAGGAGAAUAUUCCACGCUCCAAAAAUUUCUGCGCUCGCAUACGAAAUCGCAUCUGCUUCAUAUUUCCCCGUUUCGAGAUUCAUUGUUCCCAAAGUAACCAGUGAUAACGAUUAUGUUAAUAUAGACGAAGUAGAAUACAAUAUGGCCAUGAUAGCUCCCAAUUGGGUCGCCCGUUUCGCCCGUACUUGUAUUCCCAUGCUCAUAGGUCCUACUAGUCAAUCCUAUAGCCAACCAUCUUUUUAUUCUUCUCAAUCUUUUUAUAACUCUUACGAAUUUUCUCAACCUUUCAUUGUUCCUACGUUCAAAAUUCAAGAUGUUUAUGAUAAUUUUAAUUACCAACGCCGAUAUUCGGAUCCCCUUGAUACUUGUAUUUCAUCAUCCUAUCUUACGCUCUCUUUCGGUUCUACUAGACAGCUAUUGAAUGCCAUAUUUCUCAACAACCAUGAAAAGAAAAGGCCUGAUUGGCAGAAGAUCAUCAUAUCAAAUGAUCUUCAAGAAUCUGACAACUAUCUUAAAACGCAAUUAAACAUAGAAAUUGAAAUUCAGGGCGCUUGCAAAAGACUUAACCAACUUCUCAACCUAACAACUUCUAAAAAUAAUUUUAAUUUGAAUGAAAAUUCCCCAUAUAACUUACUUCUCGAAGCUUAUAUAUAUCCUGAUUCAGAUCUCGCUUUCGAUAAAGAAUUUACCCAAAACAAUUAUUUGCCAAAGAAUUUUUCAAAUAAAAUGGAAACAUUCCCAGGUGAGUUCCAAACCGAAGGUAAAAAUGAAGCUGAAACCGAUAACGGAAAAAUAUUUUCGUGCGCUUUGGAGUUUGUAAGACGAUCGGAGAACGGUUUAUUAGGCCAAAGGCUUGGCCAGGAGAUUGCCGCUGCACUUAAAUACCUCAAAUUUGACCUAAGUUCCCCUGCUAGAAGUCCCAUCAAUCUCAAGAAUAUUGCGAAUGGCCUCCAAAACACAGAAGAUUCUUGCAAUAAUAUAUCUGAGGAAGGGAUACAUAUCAAAGAUUAUAAGCCUUAUACUGUUUGUUACGAUUUAGACGCACUCGGUCGGUGGAAUAUUGUUAUAGAUCCGUGCAUUACCAUUUUAUAAAUAAUUUUAUACAUAUAUAACUUGUUUUGAUGUUAAUUUUACCAAAGACUAUGUAAUAUAUCUUUAUAAUUUUUAACCAUCACUUAUAUUUUAAAUCUACCUCAAAAAUCUAUCAUUUAAUUAUAGAAUUUUUUUUAUCUCGAUGAUCCAUGUUAAUGGAAUAUAUAAAUAUAUUUAAUAUAGAAAACGUUCAAUAUACUUUCAUACUCCGAGGACAAUUAUACCUUUUUAUGUAAAUUAUAUUUAUUUAGUAUAAUUAUUAUUCUAUAAAUUUGUGCAAUUUUUUAACGUAAAUUAAUAAUUCGCCGGAACAACUAAUAAAUUCUUAAAAUGCAAUGCAAUUUAUCUCACUCAGGUUUAUAUAUGAUAUAUUGAAAUUAGAAUUUUUAGCUCUAUCAUUAUAUAUGUUUUAUAGUAUAUAUGUUAGCAGCAAUGUGUUGUUUUUUUAACUAUCCUUUUUUGAGCCCGUUUUUUUAACUUAAAAAUCUGAUUUACCGGAAAUGUAUUCCAUCAUGUUUGGAAUAGCUACCAUAUGAAUUUCAGGCAAUUUUGACAUGAAUUUUGAACAUAUAAUUUAUAUUAGUUUUUCCAUAGAUAUUCUUUAUAAAUUAUAAAUGACUCGAAGGUUAACGGCAAAAUUGUUUAUAUAAUUUAUAAGAUAGGUAUUCUAAACAUGCUAUAAUACAUUUCAAAUCAGAUUUUUAAGUUCAAAAAGAACGCGCUCAAAAAAGGAUUUAAAGUUAAGAAAAAUAAAACAUUGUCGCUAACAUAUAAUCGAUUUUAACUUUUUUUAAUCCUACACAAAUUUUAUUUUAAAGAUGGAGAAAUAAAAAAAUUAUAUAUUUCAAGAAAAUUUCUGAGUCGAGGACCCUUACCGCAUCAAAUAAUUGAAUUUCCUGUUCCUUUAUUAUUAAUUGUAUUUAAUAUGUUUUUAAUUUUAUACGUUAAUUUUUUAUUCAAUCUAAAUUUUAA
Gordionus sp. m RMFG-2023 is the source of this 3048-nucleotide messenger RNA. RefSeq lists its product as uncharacterized. NCBI's taxonomy places the organism in Eukaryota, Metazoa, Nematomorpha, Gordioida, Chordodea, Parachordodidae. The coding region runs from base 313 to 2076 and encodes 587 amino acids. The transcript has 6 exons. The record is from RefSeq and is a predicted model, not a curated record.